Messenger RNA from Cercopithifilaria johnstoni, 750 nucleotides. The record is from the annotation of a GenBank genome assembly. Lineage: Eukaryota; Metazoa; Nematoda; Chromadorea; Rhabditida; Onchocercidae.
AUGAAUGGAUUCGAAUCGCAUAUGGAAAAGGAUUUAAUUCGGAAGAAAAAACAUAACUCUUCAUUGGGUGAUUUUAUUCCACCUCAAUUGUUGAAACAUGAUCGAAAAAUUGUAUGUGUUGACACAAUUGCAUGCAAGACAAAUCAUUCGUCUUCUUCUGGAAAGAAGCUUACAAAGCCGAGUCAUUACUAUGCUAUUCCAUCUAAUUCGUGCUUAUCAACCAAACAUAGUUUCUCAUGCAUUAGACAGGUAAAAGAGAAGAAUGACAGAGCAGUGGAGCCAGUAGUCGAUUCCUUCAGUUUAACUGCCAAGGAUGCUGAUGUUGCCAUAAUAGGAUUUUUGAAAGCAGUCAAAAAAUUUCAAGAUCGUGCAUGGAAAAAAAACCCAAUUAAGGCAAAAUCAAAGCAUCGAUUAGUCUAUGGUUUAAGAGAGGUGCUAAAACAGUUAUCGCUCGAAACAGUGCAUUGCGUUAUAUUGGCCCGCGAUAUCGAAAGCGAUAAAAUCGAUCUUGCUAAUGAGAUCGAUAUAAUUAAAGAAAUCUGUGCAUCUAACCAUACUAAUAUCCUUUGGAUAUCUUCGAAACACGAUUUAGGUAAAGCAGUAAAUAAAUGGCCAAUGGUGUCUGCUGUGGCGAUUCUCGAUUAUCGUGGUGCUGAAGAUGCUUACAGCACAGCGAUCGAGACAUUUACGAACUUUAUGGCACAUUGUCGGAUUGCUGAUCAUGCUCAUCAACCAUCAUUAUUCGCUUAA